Molecule: messenger RNA, 2643 nt
Organism: Iphiclides podalirius (scarce swallowtail)
Lineage: Eukaryota; Metazoa; Arthropoda; Insecta; Lepidoptera; Papilionidae
Source: the annotation of a GenBank genome assembly
AUGCCUAAUACGGCGGGCAGCGGGUUCCAGUGGGACAAACUCUCGCCCGCCGAAUUCCAACAGCUGCAGGAAUUAGCCUCGUAUUCGACGAAAAAGCUACAAAAUGUUCUCAAUGAGUUCUGCGAGGUCAAAAAACAGAGUCCCGAUGGGGACAUCGACUAUGAAGGUUUCCGGUGGUUUUUGGACACAUUUCUCGAAGUGUCGACUCCUGAUGAACUCUCCAGGCAUCUGUUUCUUUCAUUCGUGCGGAGGGACAGGCGGCCGGCGUUACGAGAAAUGGCCGCCGCCAGCUCUACCGCGGCUUGCGCACCCGUCACUUCUCACGGAGAUCAUCAGGGUAAAUUAAGCUUGGCUUCAAAGAUCCAUGGCCUAGCUGAAAGGUUACAGCAACUCGGCAGAAGUUCCGGAGAUUCUGUCGAUGGCAGUGAGAAGGGUUCACGAAGUCGCACCGGGAGUGUCCACCCAAUGUUCGCAGUAACUACUCACCCAUCGUAUUCUUCCCACGAGCUCUGUCUGGACCGACGCAACGAGACGAGCCCGAGUCACAGCCAGAUGUCGAGAAACUCCAGCAGGAAGAGCAGUAACUCGCUUCGUGUCAAUCAAUCCACGAAAAUCGAAGAUUUCAAACACCUAAUGCGUCGUCCGUCAACUCUGGAAGUACACACUGCCCGAGUGUCCCUGAAGGAUAUUGUGUGCUAUCUAUCCUUAUUAGAAGCGGGAAGACCUGAAGAUAAAUUAGAAUUUAUGUUCCGCUUGUACGACACUGAUGGUAAUGGAGUGCUGGACACCAACGAGAUGGACUGCAUCGUCAACCAAAUGAUGACCGUUGCGGAAUACCUAGGAUGGGAGACUUCAGAGCUAAGACCGAUCCUACAAGACAUGAUGGUUGAGAUAGAUUACGAUGCAGAUGGAACAGUUUCUCUCGACGAAUGGAAAAGAGGAGGCAUGACAACGAUACCGCUCCUGGUGCUCUUGGGUCUAGACACGAAUGUCAAAGAAGAUGGCGAGCAUGCAUGGAGAUUGAAGCAUUUCAACCGGCCCGCUUAUUGCAACCUUUGCCUUAACAUGCUGGUUGGUUUAGGAAAGAAAGGUCUCUGCUGUAUAUUCUGCAAGUUCACCGUUCACGAGCGCUGCGUGCAACGGGCCCCUGCGUCCUGCAUAGCGACGUACUCUAAGCGGCGGGCCUCUGCCACUCUCGCUCAUCACUGGGUUGAAGGUAAUUGCCACGGGAAAUGCGCGAGAUGUCGGAAAAAGAUCAAAGGCUACAACGGAAUCACAGGCCUACACUGUCGAUGGUGCCAUAUCACACUACAUAACCGGUGCGUGGGCAGUGCGGGAGGGGCGUGCACUCUGGGCCGUCACGCGAAGCACAUACUGCCGCCCACGGCGAUCAGGCCGUUGGUGCUGGACCGCCAGCGCUCGCUACCACAUCGCCCCCACCAGGACCAGCAAACCCUACCAGUGUCGAUAUCACUGCCGAUUUCAAUCUCAGCGUCGGCAGAAGAGAGGAAAGAAGAAAAGAAGGAGCCACGGGCGCCACCUAUAUCAUUCCAGAUAACACCACCAGAAGGGUCCUGUCCACUGCUGGUUUUCAUCAAUCCAAAAUCCGGUGGACGUCAAGGCUCAAGAGUUCUUAGAAAAUUACAGUAUAUACUUAAUCCUAGGCAAGUGCACGACAUCGCCAAGGGCGGACCAAUGCAAGGUCUGCAGAUGUUUAAAGAUGUAAAGAACUAUAGAGUUAUUUGCUGUGGAGGUGACGGAACUGUUGGAUGGGUGUUAGAAACAAUGGACAAAGUUCCGAUGGAAACACAGCCUGCUGUUGGAGUAAUUCCGCUUGGCACUGGCAACGACCUAGCACGUUGUUUGCGGUGGGGUGGAGGCUACGAGGGUGAAUCCAUCCACAAGAUCCUCGACAAGAUCGCCCGCGCCAGCACCGUUAUGAUGGACCGAUGGCAGAUACACGUGGAAAAUACUAACGCGGCCUGUGAACAAGUCCAGAUGCCAGACUCGGCGCCGCACCCCACUUCCGUCCCCUACAACAUCAUAAACAACUACUUCUCCGUUGGCGUCGAUGCUGCGAUCUGCGUGAAAUUCCACACAGAGCGGGAGAGGAAUCCCGACAAGUUCAGCUCUCGAAUGAAGAACAAACUAUGGUACUUCGAGUUCGCUACCUCGGAACAGUUUGCAGCCAGUUGCAAAAAUCUACACGAACACAUCGACCUAGUGUGCGACGGGUUGUCCCUGGAGUUGAGCAAGGGCCCGGCCCUCCAGGGAGUAGCGUUGCUCAACAUACCGUACGCUCAUGGUGGCUCCAACCUGUGGGGGGCGAGCGGUGCGCACCGCCGUGGCCGCUUCCCCAACGCGCAGCAAGACAUCGGUGACAAGCUCAUAGAAGUGAUAGGUUUGGAGAACUGUCUACAUAUGGGCCAAGUGCGAACAGGUCUUAGGGCGUCGGGUCGUCGUCUGGCACAGUGCAGCUCCAUAACAAUAACCACGAAGAGGACAUUUCCGAUGCAAAUCGAUGGCGAACCCUGGAUGCAACCGCCGUGCAAGAUUACUAUAACGCACAAGAACCAAGUUCCCAUGUUGAUGGGCCCAGCUCCAGAAAAAGGGAGGGGAUUCUUCAAGCUCUUCGCACAUUGC